Messenger RNA from Phialemonium atrogriseum, 378 nucleotides. RefSeq lists its product as uncharacterized. The transcript has 3 exons. The record is from RefSeq and is a predicted model, not a curated record. Lineage: Eukaryota; Fungi; Ascomycota; Sordariomycetes; Cephalothecales; Cephalothecaceae. The coding region runs from base 1 to 378 and encodes 125 amino acids.
AUGUUCACAACACUAGUGCGCCGGGCGGCUGAGCGGUCAAGGUCGCAAUUGGACUUUCCCAACCUGCCCAACCCCUACCGGCUGAAGAAAGUAUGGCCGCCCAAUUUCAGCAAGCUGUCGCCUCAGGAACAGCUCAGGUUCGAGAAGCGGUACAAGAGGAGAGUCCAGCUUGCCGCAGCCAGGCCGCGAUGGAACAAGAUGGUCAAGUUGGCUCAGUUCUUCAGCAUCACUUUCGUCAUCGGAUACAGCGUCCUCUUCAUGGAUUGGAAGAACGAGAACCAGCCAUUCGACGGAGUUCGAGAUCAAUUUUGGGGCGUGUUUGGCUCAGAACGGCCUGAAAAGAAGGGCACGCCGGAUCCCUCUACAGCGGCGAAAUAA